Eucalyptus grandis is the source of this 776-nucleotide messenger RNA. RefSeq names its product protein translation factor SUI1 homolog 2. The record is from RefSeq and is a predicted model, not a curated record. Lineage: Eukaryota; Viridiplantae; Streptophyta; Magnoliopsida; Myrtales; Myrtaceae. Gene Ontology annotation, biological process: translational initiation. Bases 227 to 568 code for a protein of 113 amino acids. Gene Ontology annotation, molecular function: translation initiation factor activity; RNA binding. The transcript is spliced from 5 exons.
ACUCUUAUAUCUCUCUCCGACCCUCCCCCCAUCGGCCGCAUCUCCACUUUCUCUCUCCUCUCUUCUCUCUCUCAAGGCGCCCGUGAGAAGACUCUGUAGAGAGAGAAAGAGGAGUCCUCGGAGAUCAGGCGGCGGCUUCUCUCGCUCGAAUCGGAAACCUCCGACUCCGGAUCUGGUCUGAGCCCAUCUGGUUGCUAGAAAGUUUCAAUAUCAACAGCCAAGUUUCAUGUCUGAUCUCGACGCCCAGGUUCCUACUGCCUUUGAUCCUUUUGCUGAUGCUAAUGCUGAGGACUCUGGUGCUGGUACAAAAGAGUAUGUGCAUAUUCGUGUACAGCAACGGAAUGGUAGGAAAAGUCUGACUACUGUGCAGGGAUUAAAGAAAGAAUUUAGCUACAACAAGAUACUUAAGGACCUCAAGAAAGAGUUCUGCUGCAAUGGGACCGUUGUCCAGGAUCCAGAAUUAGGGCAGGUCAUUCAACUUCAAGGUGAUCAGCGAAAGAAUGUUUCCACCUUCCUUGUUCAGGCUGGAAUCGUGAAGAAGGAGCAUAUCAAGAUCCAUGGUUUUUGAUUGCAGUAUCUUUGCAUAGUCCGUGGCCUGUGUUAGGGCGUCAUAUAUAGGCAUUGAACCGUGCUACUAUGUUAUUUUGAAGGCACUUCUGUUCUGCACCUGGUUUCUGUCAAUUUCCUGAAUUUUGAUAUGUGUUGUCUAUGGAACAUAUUAAACUCUGUUUCUGUUUACGUACUCAUGAUAAGAGUUUGGGUGUUAAGGUAGAGAA